GCCGAUACUCGGGCCAGCAGGCCGACACUUGCAGGACAGGUACCGAACUCUGAGAUAUCGAUUGAUGUAUAUAUAUAUGUGGGUAGCUAAUCUCCUAGAUAAUGCGAUGAAAUGUCAAUCUCAGAUAAAUAUCUUGUCAAAUACCAGCCGUAAUCACUUCUUCCUCCUCCUGACCGGGAAAGAAUACAAGCGGGUCGGUGAUUUCUCCGCAAUCGCAAUCUCCAGCGCCCAUCCGCGGAGCUCACCACGGAAGACUUCCGACUGCUUCUUUAACUGCCUUUUCCAGCCCCACGACUUUUUCUGACCUCCAUACUUCCGCCUCAUUGACUCCAUUUCUCGCUUCGAGUCCAUCACACUGUGAUAAUCACACCGCAAUGGCCUCCAUCCGUGCCAAUUGCCGCAAGGUGAUGUGUAUCGGCCGUAAUUACGCUGAUCACAUUACCGAGUUGAACAACACGACCCCCAAGCAGCCCUUCUUCUUCCUCAAGCCCGCCUCCUCCAUUCUGCUCCCCAACAGCGGUCCCGUUCUCCGCCCCAAGGGUGUCAGCCUGCACUAUGAGGUCGAAUUGGGUCUGGUGAUGGGCAAGACCGUUAAGGACCUGGACCCUCAGGAUGAGCAGGGUGCACUGGAUGCCAUUGAGAGCUACGUCCUUGCCAUUGAUAUGACCGGGCGCAACGUCCAAGAUGAGGCCAAGAAGAAGGGUCUCCCCUGGUCCAUCGCCAAGGGCUUCGAUACCUUCUUGCCCAUUUCCCAAGUGAUCGCCAAGUCGCGCAUCCCCAACCCCCAUGAUGCCUUCCUCCGCCUGCGUGUCGGUGAGACCGAACGACAGGCUGAUUCCACGAGCCUGAUGCUUUAUCGUAUCCCCCAGCAGCUGGCCCAGAUCUCGCGCGUGAUGACUCUGGAGAAGGGCGAUAUCGUGCUCACGGGUACCCCCAAGGGUGUGGGUGAGGUCAAGGCUGGCGAUGUGAUGCACGCCUCGAUCGAGGUCGACGGCAAGGAGAUUGAGGAGGGUCGGAUCCGGGUGGAAGUGCAGGACCGUGAGGGUCCCUAUGAGUUCAAGGAGACGUAAAGGCAAAGGUGGAAUGCGUGACCUUGAUUAUCUGCAUAUGCUGUACUUGUGAUGAUUCCAUACAUCUGAAUAUAUUGGACAUGUUUCCAAGCUCUCGUGCGGCAUUGAGCAUUGAAAUAGAUUAGACCUAGAGAAAUGUGAACCGUCCACAUCCAAG
Molecule: messenger RNA, 1227 nt
Organism: Penicillium brasilianum
Lineage: Eukaryota; Fungi; Ascomycota; Eurotiomycetes; Eurotiales; Aspergillaceae
Source: the annotation of a GenBank genome assembly